UAUGGCUCCGAUAGCAUUGAAAGAUAAACGUGUGGAAGAGCUUACUAAACAAUUAGUACGACAAUUUAUAAACGACGAGUUUGCAAAAAAAAAUGUUCCCCUAGCUCUACAGUUCUCCCUUUCAAACUUCAGAUAUCAUAAGUUUUUAGAUGCAGACUCUAACAAAAUACAACAAUCUAUUCAAGGUCUAUGUGAAAAGUUUUCAAUUCACGGCCAGGAAUUUAAAUCAAGAUCCCUUAUAAAGCUUGUGGAGAAGUUUUUGAAAUGUUCUCUGUUUGACCAGCAAUAUGGUGAAAAGAGUGAUGUUCAUUACUCUUUGAUAAAGUUCCUACUAGUUCUCUCAGAAUCUCCAGUUAAUGCUGUUUACCAUCCAUCAAAAGUUGAUGAUUCUGUUGUUGUAGAGGAUGAUUUCAAUUGGACAAAAUAUCUUUUGGAAGGAGAAGAGAAAUAUAUGCCAUAUCGUUACUAUGACUCCCAUGAAGAGGAAUUUUGGAGUGAUUUAGACUCAGAGGAAUCCCUAGAAGAUGAAAAUGAUUCAGAAGUCAUAAAUGGUGAUCUAGAAAAAGAAAAUAUUCUGCAAACGAACUAUUUUUCAGAGCUGACCACUGUCAUGACUGUUAAUCAAUUGCGGGAUGAAAUGCAAAGUCAGGUGACUGAAAGUUAUUGGUUGAAAAAUCAUUUGUCAUCUCAUUUGAAUGAUUGCCAAAAAAACAAUAACCUAGCUAACGUUCCUCCAUUUCAAAUACUCCACGAAACACAGAUAGUUCGAGAGACACUAUGGAUGAUGUCUAAAGUUAAAGAGCUUUAUGUUUACAACAUGAAGAAUGAUAAAUAUGAAGUUCGAGAUAAUAUUGUAAUGUGUCAUCUUACUAAGGUUCCCCUAAAGAAAUUGCUGACAGAACUUGCAGAUCUUGCGACAUGUAUUGGAGAGCUGAGAAACUUUGUAAAGACGACGUGUCAUCAUAUGAACAAGAACAUACAACCUUUGACAUUUCAAGCAUUUGCUUUUGUUUUGCAUGAGUAUUUUCAGAAAUUUGAUGCUCAUUUGUUCAAAAUUGAAGAGUCCAUCAUCAAAAAAGAAGAAUCAGUAACAUUGUCAGUUCUAAAUGAUCACAUUUUACCCUAUGUGAAAGAGAUUGGAGUUAUUUUCAACAUUUACAUAAAAGGAAUUAAAACCGCGAGGAAAACAUCAAACCACGAAAAAGUCGCCUGUUUCUUAAAUGUUUUUUAUCACAACGUACUUGUCACUGAAUUAGAAAGUGACCGACGAGUUGUGAAUGUUUUAUUGGAAAUGUUCUUGAACAUUUUAAUUCCUUACAUGGAUUUCAUUGAUCGUUGUCUUACAGAAGGAAAGCUUAUUGAUCAUACUGACGAAUUUUGCAUUCAAAAAGUAACUGAUAUCGAAAAGUCUGAGUUAUGGACGUCCGUUUUAAAAAUCAAAGGAGAUGCUUCUUGCCCAACAUUUUUGAAAAUAGUUCUGAAAGAGAUUAUUUUGGCGGGAAAAUCAGUUAUUUUGCUGGAGACGCUGAACGAGCUUUCAAAGAAAGCCGAGCAAAUGUUGCAAGAAGAAAGUUUAAAAAAGAUGUUUCGAGAUUCUGUUGAUAAGCUCACGGAUACCUCAAAUUUAGCUCGAAUGUUUGAAAUCUGUUUGUAUCCACAUAUUCAAGUAAAAUAUGAAAAGAGUUGUAACUCAUUAAUUCAACUUUUAAAAACGGAGUAUGUCUUGGCAGAUCAUCUUGCUUCAUUAAGAGAUUUUUUCUUCCUUGAGGCUGGCGAUGUUAUGCAUCAUUUCUAUACUGAAAUUUUCAAAAAGUGUCGUCGUCAUGGUCGAUGGCAAGAUAUGUCUUAUUUAAACACUUUGUUUCAUGAAUCUAUUACACCAUGGUAUUCUGACCAACGAGAAAGUUUCACUGUUGGUUACAACAGACCAGAGAAAAUAACAGCAGAAUCACUACAAGGCUUGGAAUUAAACUAUAAGGCACCAUGGCCUGUGAAUCUAAUAGUUGAUGCUGCUUCUCAGAAAAUUUACAAUGAAGUAUUCUUGUUUUUAUUACUUGUUAAGCAAGCCAAAUGGAGCUUGGAUGAACUCAGAUUUAAAGAUUUGGAAAGUGAAAGUACUAUUUUGGAUGCUCAAUUCGAAUUAGUAAACGAAAGUACAAAAGGAUUGAAAAUGGACAAAACACUUCAACAUCAACUGCAUAUUGUUCGCUUUGAUUUAAUGCAAUUUGUCAAUAUUCUUCAUCAAUAUAUGAUGACUAGAAUACUUCACAGUAAACUUGAAUUUGAAGAUACAUUUAAUAAGGCUGUAGAUUUAGAUGAAAUCAUCAAAGCACACAGAGACUAUCUAAACAAAGUUCUUGAAAGAUGUCUAAUGACAAGGAAGACAGAAGUUAUUAAAGUUGGCGUCUCUAAAAUUCUAAAACUUGCUGUAAAAUUUAGUAAACUUUGGAACACAGAUAUCAACGAGACUAGAGAAACAACAUUAAAUGUUAUAAGAGAGGAUCUUCAAAAAUGGCGAAUAUUCUUUCUUAAUUUUCUAAAGAAAAAAACAAAACGAGGCUCUUAUCCACAAUUGGAAGAAUUGGCUCAUAGUUUGGGCUCAAGUAAAGAAUGAAAAAUGACGAGAAACUGUUUAAUUGGAAUCAUCCUUAUGUAACAUAAAUACAUGUUUAAUAUGACUUCGUAAAUCGAUGUUUCAUCGAAUGUAAAAAUAUGUAUUGAAAUAAAUAUAUGUAUGCAUUAUUGAAAAAUAUAAUAUAUUUUGUCCCAGACAAGAACCAUAGUUUCAGUAAAUUUUAGGAUGCAUAAAACAAGGAAUUAAAUUGUACAUUGACUCAGUAUUAAUCAGCGUUUGUGUAAUAACAGCUUUCGAAUAUAGAACUUUGUUAUAAAAAAGUAAUUGGAAAAAUGAAAAGCAUAGCAUGUCCACGCAUUAUCUGGAUUGUUUCAACAAAAUUUACAGUAACAAAUCACAAAUGUACAAGGACCAAAUUUAAUAAAUAUUAUAUAAUACUA
Xenia sp. Carnegie-2017 is the source of this 3015-nucleotide messenger RNA. RefSeq names its product gamma-tubulin complex component 5-like. The coding region runs from base 2 to 2614 and encodes 870 amino acids. NCBI's taxonomy places the organism in Eukaryota, Metazoa, Cnidaria, Anthozoa, Malacalcyonacea, Xeniidae. The transcript has 33 exons. Gene Ontology annotation, biological process: mitotic cell cycle; meiotic cell cycle; spindle assembly. The record is from RefSeq and is a predicted model, not a curated record. Gene Ontology annotation, molecular function: gamma-tubulin binding; microtubule minus-end binding. Gene Ontology annotation, cellular component: gamma-tubulin complex; equatorial microtubule organizing center; spindle pole.